Messenger RNA from Drosophila innubila, 2111 nucleotides. It is a transcript of the gene phr6-4, whose product is annotated as cryptochrome-2. NCBI's taxonomy places the organism in Eukaryota, Metazoa, Arthropoda, Insecta, Diptera, Drosophilidae. Gene Ontology annotation, molecular function: DNA binding; FAD binding. Gene Ontology annotation, cellular component: nucleus; cytoplasm. The record is from RefSeq and is a predicted model, not a curated record. Gene Ontology annotation, biological process: entrainment of circadian clock by photoperiod; circadian regulation of gene expression. The transcript has 2 exons. The coding region runs from base 77 to 1708 and encodes 543 amino acids.
GCAAUCAGGCGGUCGAUGUUGUUUUUAAAACGUAAAACCAAAUUGAAAGUGAAAAUAAAUCUUGUAUUGCAUUCAGAUGACUGCAAAACGACACACACUUGUCCAUUGGUUCCGCAAGGGACUCCGUGUCCACGACAAUCCCGCUCUUGCACAAGUAUUUGAUGUAGCUCGGGCAUCUGCCGAACAAUACCAAGUUCGUCCCAUAUUUAUAUUGGAUCCUGGCAUCUUGGACUGGAUGCAAGUGGGUGCCAAUCGCUGGCGCUUUCUUCAGCAAACUCUCUGGGAUUUGGACCAGCAGCUGCGCGCGCUUAACUCCCGUCUGUAUGUCGUACGGGGCAAACCUGUUGAUGUUUUUCCUCAGCUAUUUGAGCGCUGGCACGUGCAAUUGCUAACCUACGAAACGGAUAUUGAACCUUACGCCGUACAGCGCGAUACGGCUGUGCAGAAGCUGGCUGCGGAGCGGGGUGUGAAAGUGGAUACCCACUGUUCGCACACCAUUUACAAUCCAGAAGUGGUCAUUGCCAGGAAUUUGGGCAAGGCGCCCAUCACAUACCAGAAGUUCUUGGGCAUUGUGGAGAAGCUAAAGUUGCCCAAAGUGUUGACCAAGCCAGAGAAACUGCCGCAGGGAAUGCAACCCUCAGAGGAUGCACUUGAAGCAGCCGAUGCACACGUGUACGAUUGCCCCACGUUGGAGCAGCUGGUAAAGCGUCCAGAUGAACUGGGCAUUAACAAGUUCCCGGGUGGUGAAACGGAGGCACUCCGUCGAAUGGAGGCAUCGUUAAGUAAUGAGCAUUGGGUGGCUAACUUCGAGAAGCCCAAUACAGCACCAAACUCGCUGGAACCCAGCACAACCGUACUCAGUCCGUACUUGAAGUUCGGCUGUUUAAGUGCACGUCUGCUCUACGAUCGACUCAGGGAGAUUCUGGCACGUCAACCGAAGCACUCGAAGCCACCUGUGUCCCUUGUUGGCCAGCUGCUGUGGCGGGAGUUCUAUUAUACGGUGGGCGCAGCGGAGCCCAACUUUGAUCGCAUGCUGGGCAAUUCCUAUUGCAUGCAAAUAGCUUGGCAAGAGCAGCCGGAGCACCUAAAGGCGUGGACGCACGGGCACACUGGAUAUCCCUUUAUUGAUGCCAUUAUGCGACAGCUUCGUCAAGAAGGUUGGAUACAUCAUUUGGCGCGUCAUGCGGUUGCCUGUUUUCUUACUCGAGGAGAUCUCUGGAUCAGCUGGGAGGAGGGACAGCGUGUAUUUGAACAACUGUUGCUCGACCAGGAUUGGGCUCUCAAUGCAGGCAACUGGAUGUGGCUGUCUGCUUCGGCAUUCUUUCAUCAAUACUUUCGUGUAUACAGUCCGGUUGCUUUUGGCAAGAAAACAGAUCCCACGGGCGAAUACAUAAGGAAAUACGUGCCAGAGUUGGCCAAAUAUCCAGCUGGCUGCAUCUUUGAGCCGUGGAAGGCAACUCUAAGCGCACAGCGGGAUUACGGCUGUGUGUUGGGCGUGGAUUAUCCUCAUCGCAUUGUCAACCACGACAUUGUUCACAAGGAGAACAUAAAGCGCAUGAGUGCCGCCUAUAAAGUUAAUCGAGAAGUACGAACUGGCAAGCAGGAAGAUGACUAUGACGAUGAGGAUGAUAAACCGCCUCAAAAGUCAACUGGAAAACGCAAAGCUGCCUCCAGAACAACUGGAGGCACUGCCAAACGAAGACGUUGACAAUUGUUGAAUAAUGGUGAUAAGAUCCGAAGCAGCGACGCAGUUUAUUUUAUUUUUUUUUUUAAAUUUUCCUUAACUCGGUUAAGGACAUGUGAAGUCCAUUAUGCAAAGAUUCUAAAAGCAGCUGCAGAUUCUCUGCCACAUUAACGACCGGUGCUAGCUUAGAAAGAUUCAUGUCACAGGCGUCGCAUAUUUUAGGUUACAGAUGACCAGCAGCAGGACAUAAAUCACGAGUCCUGUGCCUGGCACUCGAGAGUGCUCGACUACAGGAUUUAAAUUUGUCUCGCUUGCAUAUGUACAUAACAACAUAAAUAUGUAUGAGUUGCUGGUUUAGUUCGGCAUUGCCCGUAUUAUUAUAUUUAUAACAUAAUAAUAAACAUUCUCUGUAGAUUUUUGAAGUCAA